AUGGCUCGUCUAUCUGACGUUGCCCGUCCAGCCGGGCUGGGUAAAGAUGCCACGGGUACUGGAGGAAAGGGAUUGGGAAAGUCUUUCGCAAAGCGACACCGAAAGAUCUUGCGCGACAACAUCCAAGGUAUCACCAAAGGAAGCAUUCGGUAUAUGUUUCGCCGCCUAGCUCGUCGCGGUGGUGUCAAGCGUAUAUCGGCUACGAUCUACGAAGAAGUGCGCGCCGCACUCAAAACCCGAUUGACAAUGGUAACUCAUGAAGGAUAUCUUUAUACAGAGUCCGGUCAUCGCAAGACCAUUACCGUUCCAGACGUUGUGUUCGUUCUCAACCGACAUGGCAACCCAAUCUACGUGAGCUAG
Molecule: messenger RNA, 360 nt
Organism: Aureobasidium namibiae CBS 147.97
Lineage: Eukaryota; Fungi; Ascomycota; Dothideomycetes; Dothideales; Saccotheciaceae
Product: histone H4
Exons: 5
Coding region: 1-360 (119 amino acids)
Biological process (GO): nucleosome assembly
Molecular function (GO): structural constituent of chromatin; DNA binding; protein heterodimerization activity
Source: RefSeq, a predicted model, not a curated record